GAAAUCACUUUCAUCGCUCGCUCGGUGUUAUUUUUUUGUAUUUGAGCCUUAAAUUGAGCCCCCUUUCCACGUUUGAUGUUGUUCUAAAGCACCUUUUGCACUACACAACGCGCGAAUUUUCAACGAUAUCACUUUCUGGCAUCGCCUCUCUCGGAUGUCACAAAAGAGAAAUUCAUCAAAAGUGACACCAAUUUAAGGAGUAAAAAAACUUGUGGACUGAAAUUUUGUGAUAUUUUAAGUGAAAACUCGCGAAUUCGAAAGGGAUGGCUUCAAUGAAGAAGGAGAGUCUCGAAGAGCGCCUUGAACGGAUCCGGAAGAAAAAUGAAGAAAUUGAGAAAAAACAUCAGGAAACGGAGCGUGACAAACUUCUCGCCAAAGUCCAGGGAGCUUUAGUGGAUUGUAAAGCAUCUGAUGACGAUUGGCCCAAAGGUCACAAAUACGACAAGCUGGAUUUCACAUAUGACGUGCCUGCUGACAAGCUAGAGGCUGAAAAAGCUGCCAAAUUAGAAUUACAGCAACGACGUGAGCAAUCGAAGCAGCCCACGAACAGUCGUGGAAGUCGAUUUACCGACAUUCCGCAAGAUCCAAAGUCCUUUUUGGCGGAUGAGGAACGCGGCGAUAAGCCAAAACCGCAACAACCGUCGCAAGAAAAGCCUCCGAAGCAGGAACGCAAGCAAAAUGGGGAGAAACGCGGAAGUUUCGAGAAGAAACCUCAAACACCUCCGCAUCCCUCGUCACAUCAAGCAACUGGAAAUUAUCAACAAACGUCUCCGCUGCAGCAGCAGCAGCAACCGCAACAAGGAGGUCGUCAAAUCGUCGGGCGUCACAAGAAAUCUCCCAAGUCGCCACAAAUGCACGAAAUGAGCGACGUUCCCCUAUCGCCAUCACAGCAAUUCGCGCCCGACGUUUUCGCACAAGACUUUAGCAAUCUCACGGUUUCCGUGUCAAAAGACGGCGACUACAAAAGUGUUCGUUUAUCGCAAACCCCGAUGAUUGGCAGCGGCAGAGUUGGACCGCGUCAAAUCACAAAAACGCAAUUUCAGGGUAUCGAGCCCGAAAUGGAGCACUUUGGAGGCAGAGCCGCAAAUCCUGAGAUACAUCGAGGCGGAAAUCAGCACAAUAAACCGUCGUCGGGCGGAGAUCGUCGUCCGUUCAACAAGGAGAAACGCAAUGGCAACAACAACAACUUUAAUCGCCAUCAACCACAAAAAUCUAGUCCACAAAGUAAUAAUUCACAGAACAAUCAUCAUCCGCAAGUUGCUGCACCGAAUGCCGCGGCACCGCAAUCGACUGUCAAGCAAUUCAGCGUUCAGGAUCGUCUCAAACGAGCACAAGCUUCCGUCGGCAACAAUAAUUCGAAGAAUGUGAUUCUCAAUAUUGUAGCAACAAACGACGACGUAGAACGUAAUUAAUUGCAAAAGCACAAAAAGUGCCCUAAAGUUUUUUUUUUAAAUGUGAAAAUCUUAAAAAAGAUUUUUUCUCUCAGCAUUUAUAACUUUUUGACGAAACGUACUGCUAAAAGUUUUCCAAAAAAAAAAAGAUAUCAAAAAAAUUCUUCAAAAGAAAUUAAAAUUCGAAAAUCGAUGACAAGAUGAUUGCUUAGUUCGUAAGAAACCAAAUCGUAUUUAUGCUAAUUUUUAAGAAAAUUCUUGUUUUUUUCGUGCAAUAUUUAAUUUUUCUGCGCUCAAACAAAAACUUUUCCAAAUUCCAUUUUUUUGAAACACUAUUUGAAAAAAAACUCCGAGCCUCAUAUUUUUUUUAGUAACUAACUUCUAGUCUUUUUCUCUCUUUCGUAUCGUACUAAUUUAUCAAGACCAAGACUUGUGUAAGAUAUCCACUCCAUUAAUUUAUUUUAACUACUCAAGCUAGAAAUUCCAUUAAAAUGGAAAAUACUAAAAAAUUAAGUGAAUAAGGAGAUACUAAUAAAUAAAAAGUGUCAUUAC
Culicoides brevitarsis is the source of this 1943-nucleotide messenger RNA. Its product is annotated as transcription factor mef2A-like. Lineage: Eukaryota; Metazoa; Arthropoda; Insecta; Diptera; Ceratopogonidae. The transcript is spliced from 3 exons. The record is from RefSeq and is a predicted model, not a curated record. Bases 264 to 1412 code for a protein of 382 amino acids.